Messenger RNA from Suncus etruscus (white-toothed pygmy shrew), 917 nucleotides. It is a transcript of the gene LENG1, whose product is annotated as leukocyte receptor cluster member 1. The coding region runs from base 12 to 788 and encodes 258 amino acids. The record is from RefSeq and is a predicted model, not a curated record. NCBI's taxonomy places the organism in Eukaryota, Metazoa, Chordata, Mammalia, Eulipotyphla, Soricidae. The transcript has 4 exons.
GCGGCGGCGCCAUGAACAUCCUGCCGAAGAAGAGCUGGCACGUCCGGAACAAGGACAAUGUGGCCCGCGUCCGGCGUGACGAGGCGCAAGCCCGGGAGGAAGAGAAGGAGCGCGAGCGGAGGGUCCUGCUCGCCCAACAGGAGGCCCGCACAGAAUUCCUGCGGAAGAAAGCCCGGCGCCAUGACCCGGCGCUGCCGGCUCCGGCUCCCGGGGCAGAAGCACCGACCUCCGGGCCGGUGGGCCUGUUCCGGGAGCUGCUGGAGGAAGGGAAAGGGGCGUCGAGAGGCAACAAAGAGCACGAGGAAGAGAAGCGCCAGGAGAAGGAGCGGCAAGAGAAAGCUCUGGGCAUCCUGACCUACCUGGGCCAGAGCGCGGCGGAAGCUCAGACCCAGCCUCCGUGGUACCAGCUACCCCCGGAGCGAGAGGGUCCCCCAUCGGGCCCAAGUCCAGACGAGAAGAUCAAGACUCGGCUGGACCCCCUGCGGGAGAUGCACAAGCACCUGGGGAAGAAGAGGGGGCACAGCGGAGGUGGCGAGCCCAGCAGGAAGAAGGUGGAGCCGGCGCGGCCCAGGGGGUCCCCAUCCCUGGACCAGCUCCGAGCUGAGCGUCUUCGGCGGGAAGCAGCCGAGAGGGCCCGGGCGGAGGCUUUGCUGGCCCGGGUCCGAGGAGAAGCAGCCCCGGAGCAGCCGGAGGAGGAGACUAACGAACGGCGCAGGCGCUACAACUCGCAGUUCAACCCGCAGCUGGCACGGCGACCCCGCUGGCAGGACCCGCCCCUGGCGCACUGAAUGGGGUAUGGGGGUGCAUUAGGUGGCACCCCCUUGGCUCCCUGACUGCAGGCUUGGGUGAAGGAGUUGGGCCAUGGCUGCCAGCAUCAUAUAAAACUAUUUAUUCAUAAAUAUUUUCCAAAAUGAAAA